AUGGAGCUUUUUCCAAUAAUACUACUGUUCCUGUUCUUUGAGGGGUCGCUAGGAUUUUGUCCAUCGCUAUGUUCGUGCAAAGGAAACAAGGCGGCCGAAGGGGUGUCCGUGGAUCCACUGCCAGGUGAACUCCUAAAGCUAAAGUGCGGCGGUACUCCAGCGCAAAUUACAGAGCUUAAGGAAAUUGAUCUAAGCAAACUGUGGACGGUUGUUGUGAGCUUAAAUCUAUCAGGAAAUGCUAUUUCUACAUUAUCAAGGGAACUUCAUUUGCCCAAUUUACAAAAACUCGACCUUAGUAGGAAUCAGAUAUCACUAAUAGAAUCUGAUGCUUUCUACAAUAUGACCUCAUUACAACGCUUAGAUCUUUCAUACAAUCAGAUCAGCAAUAUUUACAAGGAAAUGUUUAAAGGGCUUGUUAACUUAGAGAGGCUGAUAUUGACCCAAAAUCAUAUAUCUGUUUUGAGUGCAGGAACAUUUGACUAUCUAGUCGGUUUAAAACAAAUAGACAUAACAGACAAUCCCCUGAUAUGUGACUGUGAACUACUUUGGGUUGGCGACUGGUCUAGAAACACCAGUGUAAAGCUAGUUGGCAACCCCAAAUGUGCAUUUCCUGAGAACAUGGUUAAUAAAACGAUUAGGAAAUUGAAAAUUUUUCUUGACUUAUCUCUCUGUGGGAGUGUGUUGCCAUCUAACAGUUUGAUAGUGAAACCAAGUCAUGACCAAGUGGUUUUUGAGGGAGAUACCCUGGUUCUAAACUGCAAUGCACCCUUUGCAUCAGUUAUGGCUAAGUAUGAAUUGAAAUGGAUGCAUCCAAUGCUCGAAAUAUGCGAUGUAAAUAUUACAAACACAGAUAUGCAAGAAGAAGGCUUAGCGGAAACGAUAGUGUACUUUCAGAACAUUACUAAUCACCAUACGGGUAAUUGGACUUGUAUGUACAGUGACCAAAAUCACAUUAGACACAACUAUACAGUACAAGUGCUGGUACUUUCGAAUCAGACACAAUAUUGCUUAUCGAAGCAUACCAUAGAUAACAAAGGUCUAUAUUCAUGGCCUCAGCUAUUGAUAAACCAUACUGCAACAGUCCCUUGUCGAAGUGGAGAGGGUAUAGCCUAUAGGUCCUGCAAUGCUAAUGCUACUUGGGGUCCAGCAAAUACAUCUGAAUGUUCGUACAUAAGUAAUAUAACAAAGCUAUUGCAGCAAUUUGCAUUGUUGAAUGUUAGUUUGGUGCAAUAUUCCGCACUAAAUGCGACAGAAAGGUUAGCUAUGUUGAUUCAAGAAAAGACAUACCCCUUGGCCGAGAUCACUGAUGCAGAUGAUGUUAUGUUUAUUGCUAAAGCUAUAAGGAAUUAUAUGCAAUAUAUAUCUGAAGAGAGGGAUUUAGGUUCAACUCUUUUAGAUGUAAUCAGCUCAGCUAUGAAUAUAUCAAGUCAAGUGAUGUCAAAAGCGGAGACACAGUAUGGCUCUUGUACUGACAUGGUGAAAGCUGUUGAAGAAAUAUCAGCAUACACCAGUAAUGUGCAAGGACAUAAGAGCAAGCUGUCGGUGGAGCGGUUCCCGGCGGGCGAGGGCUUCGCGGGCGUGACGUGCGUGUGGUACGGCGCGCCGCCGCGCCUGCACUGCUCCGCCACCAACCGCACCGUGGCGCACCGCGCGCGCGACGCGCUCGUACACGCCAGCGUGCAGAUUCCCCAAACCCUACUAUACACUGCAACGGACACAGGAACCCUCCUCAACAUAAAGCCGCACGAUCUAGUCAUAUCCAUGUAUGAAGAUGCCUCACUGUUCCCUCUCUUGCCAGAGUUGGCAGAGGGACCUAUGAGAGGGCACAGGUCCAAAGAUUACUAUGGGAGGAGUACUAAGAGGGAGGAUAUGAAUAUGGAGAUCACGUCUCCCGUAGUUGGGUUUCAAUUAACAGACAGCAGCAUGCGCGGCGAGCUGCUGGAGCCGAUCAUCGCGACGGUGCGCGCGCGCGGCGCCGCGCCGGGCGCGGGCGAGGGCCGCGCCGCCGUGUGGGAGCCCGCCGCGCGGCGCUGGAACGACAACACCACCGAUUGUAAAGUGUCGCACGUCGUGUCAGAAAUGAUAAUCAUCACAUGCACUCGCCUCUCCUACGUGGGUAUAUUGCAAAAUGUGGAAACCGGGAUAUACGGGGCGAGGACAGACGGGGCUAGGUUUAAAGUAUCCCAUCCCGCGGUAUACGUCGGCAGCCUUAUCCUCAUUGGUUGCGUGAGUUGCACAACACUAACCUACAUAAUGUGCUAUCCCGCCAUACAAAUGGCGAAAAAAGCUAAACAUGCCCUAAUAAAUACCUGGAUAGCGAUAGCUCUGCUAUGUUUUAUGUAUACACUAGGUAUAUAUCAGACGGAGGAUGUCAAAUUAUGUCAGAUUCUAGGUCUCUUGAUUCAUUAUCUAUCAUUAUCCUGUUUGCUUUGGAUGUGUGUGUCGGCAAGCAAUAUGUAUAAAUGGGUAACAAAAACCCAUAACCCUGUGAGGACUCCCGAAGAUGAUAUACCCCCGGAUGUUCCAAUACAGAAACCUAUUUUGGGUCUGUAUUUAGUGGGUUGGGGGAUAGCUUUGAUCAUUUGUGGUAUAUCCGGUGCUGUCAAUUUGAAGGAUUACGCCGGUUAUUCCCAGUGUUUUUUGAGUACUGCGCCCGCUUUGAGCGCUCUGUUUAUCCCCGGCGCCAUUUUGCUUAUGUUUAUAUUUAUACUGUUUCUGCUGAUACGGUGUACGAUACGGAAUAUGAAUGUUCAACUGUCGGAAGGUACGCAAGCGACGGAAAAUGUUGAUUUGGAAAUGUGGGAGCCUAAUCAAAAUAACGAUGGCGGUGAAAGGCGUAGUAUUAAAUCGGGUGUGGAUUCGGAAAUAGAUGAUGUUGAACAUACACCUAUAAUACAAUUGCGAGCACAAGUUAUUGUUCUGUCUCUAUAUAUGUCUGUCUGGACGUGUGGCGCGAUAGCUGUGUACAGACCUUUACCAGCCUAUUUGCCCUAUCAAGAAGAUAUUUGUAGUAUUAUAUACGCGGUUUGUGCAACGGUUUUGGGGACUUUUAUAAUAUUUUUCUACGGCAUAGCGAGGAGUGAUGUACGAGCGCAAUGGUCGCUGAUGCAUUGUUAUUUACAGUCUAGUAAACAGUGCUGUAGGAAUAGAAGCGUUUUUGAUACGAAUCAACAAAAUUUACCCACAAACCAAGCAACUGUAUCGCCUCAACAUGUACUCAAUGAUAACAGAUCGAGGUCCGGCAGUCGUAGUUCGAACAGAACUAACUCUAAAACGAACAACAGUGGUACGUACAAAGGAGGAGCGGAGUUGAAUGGUCAAACUUUGCCAAAAGACCUCAAAAAUACAAAUGGCAAAACGCCAAAUAUAAAUCUUGUAGUAUUACACAGACAACAAUACAGAUCGAACAAUUCUAUGAUGACAUAUCCCGAUUCGGCCUCAGUCGGACCAGAAAUAUUCUACAAUCCCAAUCAAAUGAAUGUUGCUAAGAAAUUCUUCAAGAAACAAAGACAACAUAUGAAAAGAAAUUGCUUAGAACUGCCCGUGAGACGGGAUUGCGAUGAAGAUUCACAUAUCUCAUUACCCUUACCGAGUAAAGAGGCAUAUAAUGGCGUGGCCAGUUUCAUUAACGCGGGUACAAAAGUGAAUAACACAAAUCAACACGUGGAAAGAUCGAACAAUGGUAUAAAGGAACCUAGAAACACAACAAAUCCUAAUUUAUUGGAAGAUGAACCGAAGGACUUUAAAAGUUAUUCGACAGAUCACAAAUCUUGGGCCAAAAACGAUGAUCCCAAACAUGGGAGAGGUCAAAUUAUGAAUAUCUACACCAACGUUCCAGAAACUCAAGUUCCACAACAUCAGAUAAUUAAAGCUAAUGCCCAAAAAUCUUUGAAUGCCCAAAGGAGUAGCGUUUCGGAAGAAUGCCUUCAAAGUCACGCUGAACACCCAGAAAUGAGGACUAUAUCUCAACAGUGCAGUUUGGAAUAUAGUUCUGCAUCAGAAAUCGCCAUGCCCCACACGUGUUCCGACCAAACUUUAAAUACUCAUUCAGAACUUACAUCGUUCCAAGAAAACAGUGCCUUAUGUUCGACCAACGAAAUAACAGAUACUGAAAGUUUCGGACAAUACAUAGACUACCUCCAACCUAAUAAAACACAUGAAAAUAAAGAUGUCGUGGAUAAAUCUCUACAAGAUAUAUCUGAGGAGUGCACAAUGAAUAGCGAUGACGUGAAUCGUUCAAGCACACCCCACAAUUUAGAUGUUGGUUUAGGAGAAAUGGAUAAUUUACUACAGUCCGACAUGGUUGGAUCUAAAGACAAAAUGGACGACGAUAAAGAAACAUUCUUCAUGGCGAAAACGACUUAUGAUUUUGAAACGUGCAGUACUAAUACUAGUGAGCAAGGUUUUGAAAAUGAAAGCGAUAUUUACUGCCCAAAUUACCAAAUGUCCGAAGUUAGUAUACGGAGUCAUGGGCUAUACGCACCAUCGCCUUCCUCAAUGUGUCCCAACGAGAUCAGUUUCAGCAAUGAGGACGUUUCAACAUUAGAGAGCCAGUACGUCAACUACGACCCGGGAUGGCGUAAAACGAUAAAAAACAAUCCUAAACUAGGAAAAUACGUGCCAACUCCCGCAUUAAGUUGUCCAGAAGUGAACCGCGACAGCCCGAUAUCGUUUUCAAGUGAAUUAGACGAACUUUACACUCAAAUAACGAGUAGAGACAAGGAGAGAACGCGCAAAGACGUUUUAGACGUGACUGUAAAUAGUGACGUGACGUUGAAACCUGACAGUGACAGUUGUGUUAGUGAAGCGGUGUCCGACGCAGAGGUGAAGGGAGAAACGGCGGUC
This is a messenger RNA of Brenthis ino (lesser marbled fritillary), 4845 nucleotides long. The record is from the annotation of a GenBank genome assembly. NCBI's taxonomy places the organism in Eukaryota, Metazoa, Arthropoda, Insecta, Lepidoptera, Nymphalidae.